Camelina sativa (false flax) is the source of this 1800-nucleotide messenger RNA. Lineage: Eukaryota; Viridiplantae; Streptophyta; Magnoliopsida; Brassicales; Brassicaceae. The record is from RefSeq and is a predicted model, not a curated record.
UAUUUGCAUUUUUAAUGUUCGGUCUUCGUUGGCCUUGUCUUCUACAGAUCGUUCAUCUAGAGCUCUGUUCUAUUCUGUAGCAAGUCAUAGGUCGAUGAUGAUAUUGGUAUCUCAAGGAUUGAGAAUUUAUGUGGUGGAGAGCAAAGGAGGAGCAAUAUUAUGUAUAUUGCUUUCUCUGCUCUGUUUAGGCACUUGGCAUGCUCUUAUGGCUCUUCUUGAACGACGUGGUCGUCUCCCACAACAUACCUAUCUUGAUUAUUCCAUCACUAACUUCUUGGCUGCAGUCUUUAUAGCCUUUGUGUUUGGUGGGAUUGGUGAAAGUAUACAGGAGGCACCAAGUUUUCUUGCCCAGCUCACUCAGAUUCAGGAUAAUUGGCCAUCUGUGUUGUUUGCUAUGGCGGGUGGGGUGGGUUUGAGUAUUGGGAACCUUGCUACUCAGUAUGCUUUAGCUUUUGUUGGUCUGUCUGUUACAGAAGUGACAGCUGCGAGCAUCACUGUUGUUGUAGGCACCACUGUCAAUUACUUUUUGGAUAACAGAUUGAACCGAGCAGAUGUGCUGUUCUCUGGUGUCGGUUGCUUCUUGGUAGCUGUUUGUCUUGGUUCUGCUGUUCACUCUUCCAAUUCUGCUGAUAUAGAGGCGAAACUCGGAAAAGUCUCGAGGGAUUGUGAAACUGUGGAAGAGUGCCAGAGACUACUUGGAGUAGAAGAAGAAGAAGAAAAAGAGAUGGAGAAUGUAAAGGAAGGGACUGCAGCUUUUCUUGUAGCACUCGAAAACACAAGAGCAAUUAAAGUGUUUGGAAAGAGCAUGGUUGUUGGUCUGGGCAUAACCUUUUUUGCAGGUCUUUCUUUCUCAUUGUUCUCACCACUAUUCAACCUUGCAACAAAUGAUCAAUGGCACACUCUAAAACAAGACGUUCCCAAGCUGAUUGUCUACACUGCGUUCUUCUACUUCUCACUUUCUUGUUUUGUUAUCGCCAUCGCUCUAAACAUCACUUUCCUGUACAACCCUGUGCUCGGUUCACCAAGAUCUUCCUUUAGGGAAUACUUGAGUGACUGGAACGGAAGAGGUUUGGCUCUUAUGGCUGGAUUAAUUUGUGGGUUUGGUAACGGUCUUCAGUUCAUGGGUGGACAAGCUGCAGGAUAUGCAGCCUCAGAUGCUGUUCAGGCACUUCCGUUGGUAUCUACAUUUUGGGGGAUAUAACUGUUUGGGGAUUAUAGGAAGAUCAUCCCCGCGGACAUACGCUCUACUUGUUGGAAUGGAAGUAAAACCGAACCGGAUUAUCAACGUACCGGUCCGAUUGACCUAAUUAUAUUUGGUAUAGCUUUAUAGAGAUGUGUAUAAGUAGUAACCCUAUUCCUCUCAAGCUUCUGCGCGGCGUUCUCUUAAACUCAACUAAUUAAGGCAAGAAAAGAAAAACCAGCUUUAUCUAAGGUUAAUUUGUUUUGUCUGAAUUUGUACUUGCCAAGUUUUGGAGUCAAAAUCUUUACUGAUUUGGAUAUUGGUGUUUACGAAACGCGUGAUCAUGGCGACUCCGGCUGAUUCUGAGGCUGUCAAGUCUCUCAACAACUCCAAGGGAAAGAAGAAGUUUGUGUUCAAGAAUUUCUCUCAAAGAAUCAGUGACAUUGACAUCCAACUCUAUAGGAGCCUGGAUAAGAUGAAGGCUGACCUUCACUCGAGGAACAAGAGAAGCGCGAGUGAUUAAAGAACUAUUAGCUCUCGAGGCCUCCAAGGACGACCAUGAUGAUGCGUUCAUGUUUAUUAUGGGAACAAGACCUCAGUAGAACAAGCUUUAAAGUUUU